GUAAAGAGGUUUUAUACUCUCUUUAGUGUUCGCGCUUGGCAUCACAGGAUAAUUUAAUGUAGUGUGAUUAGGAUAGUAGGAAGGAGAAAUAGGGGGUAUAAUAUAAGAAUUGCAUCGUUUCAUCUACACGGUGCACGCUUUCGAUCACAACCAGUGCACAGGAGAUCGAUCAGUCACGAGUCAGGCGUACUUCCGAACGUUUAUCGGUAGUAUCAAAUGCUUUCUAAGAUCGAACAGGUUGAUAAACUCAUCGAUCAAAUAUUCUCCCGUCAGCAUACGAUCAAGGAACCUAUACUUUUGUAUAUACUUCUUUUUCUUACAUCUUCAGUUCUUGGUGUAUGCUAGAAAAAACAUUUUUGGUGUGUUAAUAGUGUUACUUAUUUUUCCUGUGAAUGUUGUUUUUUUUUUCUCUUUGUGUGUGUGUGUGUUCUUUAAGUAUACGUACAACAUAUAUAUCGUUGAUUGUUUCCUUGUUUUCUUUCUUAAAAAAAAAAUUAUUUAGCGAAAAAUACGCAUCGUUACUUAUUGGUCGCCAAGCAAUGUUAAACAAAUUCUGGAAUUAUGAAGUAUUACGAAAGUAUUUUAACACAAAAACCGAGCCACCUCACGUCCAAUUGUUUUCUCAACCAAAAUGUCAAAUCCACGUGGCCAGCUGGUAUUUAUUAUAUCGUUGGUUGAUCUUCCUUGCCUGGAUCAGUAUUAUCUUCUGUUCGUUAUUUGAAUUUGGAAGUUACAAGCCUCAAUACAACUGGGAGAAAUGGCCGAUAUAUUUGACCAACUGGGACUUGGCGUUGGGACUGACUCAAUCAUUCUUAGGAGCUUUAAUAGUUUCCAAAAGAUGGAAACUACAAAAGGAUCCAGCUUAUAACAUUAGUGAUAUGAAAUUGACCAUGUUGGAAAAAUCCUAUUGGGUUUUUUAUACGGUGACAUCUAGUUUAGCCGUUGGUGUGACUGUUACUUAUUGGACUGCAGUGUACAACCCUAAAAUUAAUUACAUAGACCCAUUGAAUAUAAUGUUACACGUUUGUAACAGUAUUUUAAUGCUCAUAGAUUUGUCGAUCACGAGUGUUCCGAUAUAUAUAAAAAAUGUGUGGUGGUGCCUUAUCGUGGUAUUAUUUUACAUAAUAUUUUCAAUAAUAUAUUACGCGGCAGGUGGUCUUGAUAAAAAUGGCUAUCAUUAUAUUUACAAAAUUCUUAAUUGGGAAAAACCUAUCCAAACUUUACUGAUAUGCGCGGGAUGUAUGACAUUUAUCGUAUUAUUGCAUUUUCUCCUAUGCUUAUUCGAUAAACUCAGAGACUGCUUGUACUUUAGAAUAACGAAGAAAACUUAUAAUGUUCCUUCCAUUAAAACCGAUUACAAUGUUACAAAAAAAGAGGCCGAAAUUGUUUGAUCAGUGAGAUACUUUGAAUAAGUUUUUUCGGUAGAUUAACAUUUAUAUACAUACAUUUUUGAAAAUUGUUCAAAAGCAUUCCCGCUAUUCGGUUCAUUCCAAUGUUCGUCCAAUAUACGAAUUGUAAAUGAAACAAAAUUAUAGUACAUUAUGCAUUUA
This is a messenger RNA of Polistes canadensis, 1550 nucleotides long. Its product is annotated as protein rolling stone-like. The coding region runs from base 393 to 1391 and encodes 332 amino acids. NCBI's taxonomy places the organism in Eukaryota, Metazoa, Arthropoda, Insecta, Hymenoptera, Vespidae. The transcript is spliced from 2 exons. Gene Ontology annotation, cellular component: membrane. The record is from RefSeq and is a predicted model, not a curated record.